UUGUGAGGAUCUAGCCCUAAGGGCACUCUAUAACUUGAAAACCACCCGGGCUUGUUAGCUCGUGUCCUUAUUGUGAAAUCCUUGCCCGCGUACAAGGUACUUUUGACCAAUAAAUUGACUAUAACUCAUUAGUUUAUUGGAGAUUUGGAGAGAUAUUUUAACCAUAAUCUCCCCUAUCCUAGACUAACAUUCUCUGAAAUUUUGGUUGAAAUCGGAUGAAAAAUAACAGAAUUCGUUUCUGAGGGGGGGGCCCCCCUUAAUAUAAUAAAUCAUUUCAAUGGUUAGACUAAUAUUGAUAAAAAUAAGAUUUUAUUCAGUUUAUUUAUUUUAAUUUAAUUGAGUUAACCCUUUGCUAGUGUUUUUUUUUGUUAAAAAUCUUUCUAUAGAUUUAUAAUGAAAUUAUUUUAUGUUAUUAUUGUUGAGUUAAGAUAAUAAUUAUAUAUUAUUGUUUUUCAUUAAAAAAAAUCUUUAUUUAGAAAUAAAAUAUCAUUUAUUUUGAAGAGUAUUCAAAUUGUUAAAAAGAAUUUUUCAAAUUUAACCAAACGUUUUAUAUUAUUUAAAUAGAUUGAAAGAAUAGUUUUCAUGUUCGUAGAACUGAAAAACCCAAACUUUCAUAUUAAAUUUUUAUUGUUAUUUUUUCAAAGCUAAUUUAAAUAGUUAACUAUCUCCUUGCAUUUGGUCAAAAAUGGGUUAUUUAUUAUAUAAAUCGAUUUCUAGAUGAAUCUAUAUUGAUUAUCUUAUUAUAUAUAAAGAUUGACAACGAAGAUUAUUUAUUAUUUUAAUAAUCUAUCCUAGAAAUAUUAUAUUGAUCUGAACAAUUUUGGCACAAUUUAUUUCUCUCUACUGAACGAUCGCUAACAAAUGAUUAAUAUUUCAUCCGAUUUGAACGUGUUUUGUCGAAAAUCUAUUUUUAACUGCUAGAUAGAAACGUUCUAUAAGACGGAAUAAUGAUAAAAUAGUUCGAAUUAUCGAUUAAAAAUUUCUAAGGAAAUAAAUUUAAUCGAUCCUUAUAAAAAUGUUUUGAAAAUAAAUUUAUUUGAAUAGGAUAUUUAUCGAUAUGGUUAAACAAAGAGAUUCGAAAAUAAAAAAUGAAAAUAUUUUGUUUUUUUUGUAUUUAUUAAUAUAGAAGUGAUGAUGUACCUGAUUAAUACAAUCGAGUUCGUUAUAUUCCAAAUUCUUGUAAAGUAUUGUCUGAUCUUUGAAAAACAGAUAAAUAUUUUGUAAGUUAAAUAAUUAAAUUAAAAAAACAAAAAAAUAAUAAAACAAAUGUUUAGUUAAAUAAAAGUAUUGAUAAUAAUGUAUCAAAAUCAUUGAAAGAAUUUCGUUUGAUUGAUGUUGCACGUUGUUAUCGUUCUCCAUAUAGAACAAAUGGUACUUUAUCGAUUUUACAUCAAACAAUUGAUGAUUUAAUUCAAAUACAUGAUUUUAUUGAUUCAAAAAGAAAAGAAUGGCUUAAACAAUUUAAAAAAAUCAUACGAGCAAGCUAGAGAUAAACAAGUAUUUAUUUAUUUAUUUUUAAUAUAAGUCAACUAUUCGUCAAACAAUGACUGAACUAAGAGAUAAUUAUGAAAAAGCUCAACGAAAAUUAGAAACAGCUGAUGUCAAUUUAAAAAAAGUUUCUGUUUUUAUUAUUUAAAAUAAAAAAUGUACUAAUUGUUUUGUUAAGAUUUCAAACACGAUCUGAUCGUUUAACGUCAGCAAAUUUUGAUGAACGUUUACGUAAAUGAGAAGAUAUUCGUUGUGAAUGUGAACACUCUCGAACAUUAUCACGUGAUAUAUAUGCAACUGAAACAUAUAAAAUAGUUAGUGAAGAACAUUCAAUUACAAUUAAACUUUUUUAUCAAUAUCUAUAUGAAGAAAAUCAAUUUUAUAAUAAUAUAUCUCGAUAUUUAUCAUCAAAAAUGCCUGAAAUUGAACAAAGAUUAGAAAAUGAUGAUUUAAUUCCAUUAUUUGGUUAUGAUCUUAUAAAACAUUGUUCAAAAAAAAAAGAAACAUUAAUUGCUUAUCCAAUUGAAAUAUGUAUUCGUCUAUUAGAAAAUAGUUUAAAUGAAGAAGGCCUUUUUCGUAUUGCACCAUGA
Molecule: messenger RNA, 2078 nt
Organism: Rotaria sordida
Lineage: Eukaryota; Metazoa; Rotifera; Eurotatoria; Philodinida; Philodinidae
Source: the annotation of a GenBank genome assembly